AUGUCGCAAGUCAUCGGGGAGACGACUUUGUUAUCUUUACCCAUCGAGCUUCGCUUGGAGAUCGUCGGAUACGCACUGGAACAGCCCGACGCGGGACUCAUACGGACGCUCACGGCGAGGAAGACGCGUCGCUUCACGAUCGAUGAGGGAUACAAGCCUAGUACCAAUCUUUCCAUACGGUUGGUAUGCCGCCAGUUCUACACCGAGUUCAGUCGCAUUGCCAUUCAGAAGACUCUCCUCGUACUUUCUAAAGACUCUACAUUGGUUGCCAAUCAGCAGCCCGAUGAGUUUCUACGCGACGUGAAGAAACUGAGAUUCUGUUGCAACCACGAAGAUAUCACGGAAUGGCAGGAGUACGUGUUGAACAAGCAAUGCAUGCACCUCGACGAGCUGGACCUUGUGAUCUCGCUUGAUGGCUCUGCCAACCGGAAAGCCCUCAUAGGCUUGUUCAGACGCUUGCGGAACGUUAAACAAGUCAAGCUUCUCUUCCCGGACCCUCAUGAAUGUAUUCAACUAAUCGGCGAGCUGCUCAAAGAAGACCAUUUCCAGAGAUACGAUGCACCGAACGCUCCUAACUUGGAGUCCACUUGGUGGAAAUGGAAUUAUGACGUUGACUCCAGUUGGGCUGUUUUCGUCGCUCAAGAGCCUAAGCCAAUCAUGGCGGAAGAAGACUACAUGCUGCUGAUGAAGCCGGAGGUCGACUACAUCAUGAACUAUAUGGUGGAGGCUUACUCUGAGUUCUCGUGCUCAGUCUCUUGA
Messenger RNA from Alternaria atra, 759 nucleotides. RefSeq lists its product as uncharacterized. NCBI's taxonomy places the organism in Eukaryota, Fungi, Ascomycota, Dothideomycetes, Pleosporales, Pleosporaceae. Bases 1 to 759 code for a protein of 252 amino acids. The record is from RefSeq and is a predicted model, not a curated record. The transcript has a single exon.